Papilio machaon (common yellow swallowtail) is the source of this 748-nucleotide messenger RNA. Its product is annotated as glutathione S-transferase 1. Gene Ontology annotation, biological process: glutathione metabolic process. The coding region runs from base 98 to 748 and encodes 216 amino acids. Gene Ontology annotation, molecular function: glutathione transferase activity. The transcript has 6 exons. NCBI's taxonomy places the organism in Eukaryota, Metazoa, Arthropoda, Insecta, Lepidoptera, Papilionidae. The record is from RefSeq and is a predicted model, not a curated record.
ACUCCUAUUGCCACAUUUUUUUUAUUAAGCUUGUGCCUUGUACUUGUCAUUGCUGGCGGGUUGGAUUAUUGGUGCAACGGUAGACGAAUUUUAAAUCAUGGUUUUAAAACUAUACAAAUCAGACGCGAGCCCGCCAGUCCGUGCUGUCUUGAUGACCAUUGAAGCUGCCAACAUUCCUAAUGUAGAAAUGAUCGAUGUUAAUGUACUAGAAGGAGAUCAUCUAAAAGAAGAGUACUUAAAGAUGAAUCCGCAACACACUAUACCGACUUUACAGGACGAUGAUUUUUACAUUUGGGACAGCCAUGCAAUAGCUGUAUAUUUACUAACAAAAUACAGUAAUAACACAACACUUUAUCCUUCGGACCCGAAACAGCGUGCGAUUAUAAACCAGAGACUACACUUUGAUAGUGGAAUUCUCUUCCCGAACCUACGAGCAGUUAUCGAACCAUUAUUUUACAAAGGUGAAAAAUCAUUUAAACAAGAGUCAUUAGAUAAAAUCAAAUCUGGUUACGAAUUCUCUGAAAAAUUCCUGACAAAACGUUGGAUCGCAGGAGAUGAAUUUACGUUAGCCGACAUUUUCUUCUUGGCCUCUAUUAGAUCAUCGAUCGAGGUACAACCUAUCGACUCCGAAGAGUUUCCUAAACUCACUGAUUGGUUGAAUCGCUGCAAAGAGCUGGAUUGUCACAAGAAAGUAAAUGAGCCAGGAUCAAUUAUUUUUAGGAAUAGCAUUCGGAGGUUGCUUGGUUAA